Molecule: messenger RNA, 2118 nt
Organism: Aspergillus welwitschiae
Lineage: Eukaryota; Fungi; Ascomycota; Eurotiomycetes; Eurotiales; Aspergillaceae
Product: C6 transcription factor
Exons: 7
Coding region: 1-2118 (705 amino acids)
Biological process (GO): regulation of DNA-templated transcription
Molecular function (GO): zinc ion binding; DNA-binding transcription factor activity, RNA polymerase II-specific
Source: RefSeq, a predicted model, not a curated record
AUGGAGGACGCGCUAGUGUCGUAUCCCUUUGCCCUGGGUCCCGAGAGUCCAAGGAAGGAUAUUCCCGUGUCCUUUCGCCCGUCUUCUCUGCUGGGUUUCAUGAACCGACCGGGCUCAUAUCCCUAUCCGUCUUCAUCGUCUUCAUCCCGCGAAGUACCGGGCUCAGCUGGCAAAGUUGCUAUUCCCCGCAUAACGUGCGCCAGCAGCCAGUCGCAAGUCCGGCGGUGCACAAAAGCCUGUGGACCAUGUCAACAGCGGAAGACCAAAUGUGACGGGAACAAACCGGUCUGCCGGCCGUGUGUAGACCACAAUGUCAGCUGUUUCUAUACAGAUGUUAAGCGGGUCCGCGACCGCAAGCAGCUAUCGGUUCUGCAGCGGAAGGUCGAGCAAUAUGAGCGGCUGUUACAUGAUUUGGAGGAGGUCGACGGGGAUGUGGCUAGGCGUAUUCGAACAGCUCUCAGGGGUUCCGAUACAACGUCUGCUACUACCGAUAAGGACGGCGGUUUCGACUCAGCGAACUCCUCAAUGGGCGAGAAGUCAGUCGCUACCGGAUUCUUUGGAAAGAACUCGGAGGUAGCGUGGAUGCAGAGGCUUGAAGACGAAGCAAAGAAUCAAAGCUGGAGGAAAGAGGAAAAACUGGAUUCCGAGGCCAGGGAGACUGCCAGGAUCCGACUGCCACUUUCAUGCUCGCAGAAUCAGGGAACAGAAAUAUCAGCGAUUAGUUUUUACUUGGACGAUAUCAGUCUUCCGUUGUUGGAAUCGGUUGAUCCGUACGGACUUCCCUCGAAGGGUCUCGCCAACCAGUUUUUCAUGGCGUACAUGGAGUCGGUCCAUCCUUCAUUCAACGUUGUCCGGAAGACGGCCUUUAUAUCCCAGUACCAGCAGUUCUUCAGUCAACCGGCCCAACCCUCACGGCGUUGGCUGGCCAUUUUAAACAUGAUCUUCGCUAUUGGGUGCCGGUAUUCUCAAACCGUGAACGGCCGAACUGAUGGCGAUUAUGGCGAUCUCGUCUAUAUGAAUCGGGCGCGGAAACUGGCCCUGGGUAAAACUCAUUUCUUUGAACAUGCCGAUCUUCAGCAAAUACAGGUUGAGUUCCUGAUGGCGCUAUAUCUCAGCAUUUAUGUUCUCCGGUAUGGCAUUCCGGCCCGCAUCCGGCUGUGGUGGUCAAUAUUCCUCCUCGAGCAUCUCCUUACGGCGAUCACUGGCCGGGUCUCUUGCGUGGGUGAAAGCCUCAGCGCCACGCCACUGCCCAUCCCGUUCGAAGAGGAGGCCUUUGGCAGGCCCGACGUCCUGCCUCUUUUCCAAGACUCCGUAUCACGUAUGAACCAGGAGGAAGCGCGUGCCAGUGUGUCCUGGCUCGCGUCCUGUGAACCCAGCCCGUCACUGCUCUUUCACUGUAUUGUGGACCUAGCUGCCAUCGGGCAGGAUAUCAUCAACAACGUUUAUAGUAUUCAAGCUCUCAACGACUUUGACAGCCAGAUUGAGCAGCAGAUCCGAAAAUAUAGCAGUAUCCUAGACAUCUGGCUUAGCAAGGUUCCCGAGGCCUACCGAUUCACCUCGGUGAACAGCGAUGAGGUAGACAUUUCGAGUGACAACAACAGCCAGUGGGAGCGAGAACGCAUUUCCCUAGCCAUGAGCUACUAUAGCACCCGCAUCAUGCUUUGCCGCCCGUGCCUCACGCACACUGGUUCGCCACUAAGCACUCGGUCUCCUAAUCCAGCAGUUGCCCAGCCUUUAUGCCCGACCUCACGCCCAAACUCCAGCAGUCGCACGCAGUUCCGCUCCAGUAUCGCUCUCAUGUGCGUUCGCUCCGCCCGCUCCCUCCUUUCAUGUCUUCCCCAAUCACCGAACAUCAUGUGGAUCACUGCAAUGACGCCUUGGUGGUGCAUCCUCCAUUACAUUACGCAAGCGACAAUCGCUAUUCUUUGGAGCACGGUCAGGGAGAUUAAGAAGGCCAUGCGCUGGCUCCACCACAUGGCAUACAGAGGUGCGGUUUCAGAACGCGCAUUCCGGCAGUGCAAAAGCAUUUUGCGGCGUAUUGCCCCGAGCCUGGGUAUUGACCUCAGUGAUCUUCCCGAUUGCAGAGACUUGCCUAAUGGUGAAAUGCAUCACACUUGA